This is a messenger RNA of Acanthochromis polyacanthus (spiny chromis), 1788 nucleotides long. RefSeq names its product neudesin neurotrophic factor (gene nenf). The record is from RefSeq and is a predicted model, not a curated record. Gene Ontology annotation, cellular component: membrane; endomembrane system. Bases 8 to 535 code for a protein of 175 amino acids. Lineage: Eukaryota; Metazoa; Chordata; Actinopteri; Pomacentridae. The transcript has 4 exons.
GAAGUGGAUGAAAGAGUUUCCGCAUCCAACUCGUCCAAACAGCGAACCCGCCAUGGCAACUACCGCAGUUUGUGUCCUGUUUCUGGUCCUCUGUGCGGCUUUAGCAGAAGAAGUGAAACUAAAAUACAAACCUGCAACUAAACCUGUGAGGUUGUUUACCGAGGAGGAGCUGAAGAGAUACGACGGCAGUCAGGAGGACCAGCCUAUUUAUCUGGCAAUUAAAGGAGUAGUGUUUGAUGUCACCACUGGAAAAGAGUUUUAUGGUAGAGAUGCUCCGUAUAACGCCCUGGUGGGGAAGGACUCCACUCGAGCCGUGGCCAAGAUGUCCCUGGACCCUGCAGACCUGACGUCAGACACCUCGGGCCUCACUGAGGAGCAGCUGGAGUCUCUGGACAGCAUAUUUGAAGGCACGUAUAAAACCAAAUAUCCCAUCGUUGGCUACACAGCGUCACGGAUCCUCAACCAGGACGGAAGUCCCAACGAGGACUUCAAACCAGAGGACCAGCCUCAUUUUCAGAUCAAAGAUGAGUUUUAAUUCCAGUUUACCUGCUGUUUUUUUAAACUUAGCUGUGAAAAUGAGUCUCUCUGUAAAUGAGGCUCCUGUUGUUUUCUUAUUACGUGAUCAGAAUUGUGAUCAAACCAUGUAAAACACGAACAUAACUACAACAAAACACACAAUCCGUUGUACUUGAAGUGAAGGUUUACUAUUCUUUGCUAUUACUAUUCUUUAUUAGAUGUGUGAGCUUUACUGUGCAGAGACGCUAGGAAACCAUUUUAAUACCUGAUGUAUCUUCAGUUUUUAAACAAAUAUCAGGGAAUUACAUGCAAGGCGCCAGAUUUUUACACAUUUGAAGAAGCAGUGAGCACAAAAUGCCUCAAUUUUCUGUUUGUGCGAUGCAGAUUUGAAGUUUCUCGUCUCGCUAGACAGAGAGACUUCAUCUAUAAACAGACUUCUAGUCUCAUUAGUGCUGGAUGAAGUAUGUAGAUCCUUUAGUUAAGUUAAAGUACCAUUACAGCAAAGUACAAAUGUGCAUGAAAAAUCCCACUGAAGUAAAAAUGCGUAGCAGCAAAAUGUAGGAAAAGUGUUAAAGUAAAAGUCAUUGUUUGGUCCGUCUGGCUGAUAUAUUGCUAUAUAUGUCAUUGUUAGAUUAUUAAUUGUGAGACUUGAUUUAUUUUCUGUUAAUCAGCCCAUCCACAACUUGGAUUUUUACCACUGAAUGCAAUUUGAUUAAUCAUUUGUUCAAUAAAAUAUUUUAAAAAAUAGUGAGGAGCAUUAGUUUUACCGAAAGAAUUCCAUUUAUAGUGAAAAAUGACACAAAAAUUAUCUGUUUUUGUUGCUUUGUAAGUGAGAAAUAAGUUGGUGACUGAUUUUCUGCCGAUCAACUCAUGAACAUGUUUAGUUUUUAUUCUGAAAUGUUGCCACUAAAUGCAAUCAAAUACCGUUUAUCUAACAGAAAACAGUAAAUCUGCAGCUCUGUGGAUGUUGAUUUAUCAUCAACUUUAUUUUUAUGCUUUUCAAAAUUUUCAGUUCACUGUGGAAAAGCAAUAUUUUCGCUUUGCCUGAAAUAUUCCAUUUGUAUCGACAAAAAAUACCUGUUCUUGUUGCUCUAUUAAGUGAAAGUAAGUUGCUGAUUGAUUUUCUGUUGAUCAACAAGUUUAAUUUUUAGUCUGAAAUGUUGCCACUAAAUACAAUCAAACACUUAUUAGAUAUCAGAAAACAAUAAAUCUGCAGAUCUGUGGAUGUUGAUUUUUGCACAUUUACCAAUAAAACCUGUAAAUUUAAAGCUC